UCCAGACCGAUGUGCCUUUCCUUCUCUUUCACUCAGCUCCGGUUUAAACUCUCCAUUCAACUCGCACCACGAACCCCAACCCCUUCUGCUUCACGCCAUGAACCCACCUCUGCUUCUUCCUCCAUGUUGCCUACAGCCAUCGGCUCAUGGCUUCACUCGAGACGGAGCCGAUACUUGUUUCUCAUACUCUGUUCGCCCCUUUUCCUCCCCUUGCUCUGCGCCUGUUUCCCCUUUCUGUGCGCUGCGGAAGUAUUUAUCAGAAUCUGCAGAAGAAGAAAGCAUCAAGAUGAAGAGAGGUUAAGGCGAUGCGAAGAGGGCUGCUGUGGAUGUGAAUUUGAAGAUGACAGGGACGUGGGUUUGUUGCAAGGGUACUUGGAAGAUCAGCUGAUGCUUGUUGAAUCUGUGUACGGUUGUGAUGUUGAUAAUGAUGAUGAUGAUGGAGAUCGUACGGUUCCUUUCCUGAGUUGAAUUUUUCUCUCUUUUUUUUGUAGUUUAAUUUUUUUAUUUUUUAUGUGAGGUGUAAAUAUGAAAAUUGGGUGGAUAGGUAAAAUGAGAAAAUUCAAUUUUAGUUUUAUGUCAGACAUACUUGAUUAAUUGCUACCAAGUUUUCGGGAAUA
Messenger RNA from Mangifera indica (mango), 617 nucleotides. RefSeq lists its product as uncharacterized. Bases 10 to 468 code for a protein of 152 amino acids. The record is from RefSeq and is a predicted model, not a curated record. The transcript has a single exon. NCBI's taxonomy places the organism in Eukaryota, Viridiplantae, Streptophyta, Magnoliopsida, Sapindales, Anacardiaceae.